AUGGCUACCCAGAAUAAUUCAGACCUUCUGGUAUCUGGUUCUACAUCAGAACCAGGUAGUGGCGUUGUAAAACCUACUGAAAAUCACGUUGGAGUGCCUCAAGUAGGGUCGGAGGAAGUCGUACCCAGUGAGGAGGGCGGAGAGAAGGGCACCAUUGGGAAUAAAAAGAGGAGCUCUUUCCAGAUUACCAGUGUUAAAAUAGCCAAGUCAAAUCGCCAGGCAAAUGACACAAUCAAUGAGGGUGAUGCUGAUUCUAUAGACGAGCUAGAGGAAAGUCACACUGAGGAUCUGAGUUCAGAAUUACUGGAUAGUUCCAAAGUUACUGAGAUUCAUGAUGGGAAUGAAUCCUCUGAUGAGGAAACCACUACGGAUCAGCAGUUAGAAAUUGAGGGGGAGAACAAGGAGACUGCCUCGAGAUUCAAAGUGGUGAAAAUUGCCAGCAAAGAGCCAUUUUGCAGGGGCAGGUGGUCAUGCUUUGAUUUUCUCGACCCUCCAGUAGUGGAGAAAAUGGACGGGGUAGGAGAGGGAUCCGGGACUGGGUCCGGUAACUCAAGUGCUGCAAGCUCCGUGCAUUAUAUCCCAGGUGUUGAUGACCCAACCAAAAAUCCCUUCAACCCCCUCAGCCCAAUCAAAAGUCCUCCUAACAGUAUGGAAAUGAUGGUGCCUGUUAUAUUACAGACUGAGCAUCACAAUGUUAUCGUAGUCCCACAGCCAGUGUACGGAAUGGGUGAGGAGCACUCGGUUAUUAAUGAAACUGGUGCAUUGCCCCUCAGUAUGAACAGUCACAGUAUUGGAGGACAGAAUGGGGCCAUGACUCAAACUGUGCCAAGUACGGACUAUCCUCAGCCUCCCAUAGCGUCCUUGCACCUAUCAAUGCCACAGGUACAGGCUGCCGAAGGAGGCGGCUAUGCUCAGUCAAAUCAACCAGUAUUAGGCACACAGAAUAGCAAUUUUAUCCCAGUCGGUGGAGGUCCGGGUGGAGGUCCAUCAUCGCAACAACAGCAACAGCAACAACAAGGACAACAGCAGCAACAGCAUUAUCACCAGUCACAAGGCCCUAGUGGCCAGGUAGCUUCACAGUCACAACAACAACAACCCGUCAGCAGUAGUCAGCAACAGCAACAGAAUGCAGCAGCAGCAGCAGCAGGCCAAAUGUUACAACAGCAACAACAGCCACAGCAGCAACAACAACAACAACAGCCAGGUGCCACUGGUGGUUCAGCAUCCCAAGCUGGUGUACAACAGCCACCCCCACAACCGCAACAACAACAGCAACUACCCCCAGGGACAGAGGGCUUGGUACCCCAGGGGAUCCCACCCAACCAACCCCCCUUGCAAGGCUCGGACCCUUCAGCUCCACGCAAACCCUCAUCCCAGGCGCAAGGGACCCAGGACUCAGACGACUUACAGCAGAUGGUGCCCGCCAUGAUGACAGGGAAUGCUGGGUACCCUCUCGACGGCACCCCUGCCACUGACAUGGAUGGGAAUCAGCUGAGUAUUGAUGUAAAAGAAACGGCAGCACAGACGGCAGCAGUGCUGACGCCGCCAUUGUUGGAGGUGAUGGGGACAGCUAUUGGUCCACUGGCAGGCAGCACCGAGACCAAAGGCGAAGAAGGCGAUGAAAGGUAG
Lingula anatina is the source of this 1629-nucleotide messenger RNA. RefSeq lists its product as uncharacterized. The record is from RefSeq and is a predicted model, not a curated record. Gene Ontology annotation, biological process: regulation of transcription by RNA polymerase II; positive regulation of cell population proliferation; negative regulation of apoptotic process. Gene Ontology annotation, cellular component: cytosol; nucleus. NCBI's taxonomy places the organism in Eukaryota, Metazoa, Brachiopoda, Lingulata, Lingulida, Lingulidae.